Molecule: messenger RNA, 1326 nt
Organism: Fusarium venenatum
Lineage: Eukaryota; Fungi; Ascomycota; Sordariomycetes; Hypocreales; Nectriaceae
Cellular component (GO): fungal-type vacuole membrane
Source: RefSeq, a predicted model, not a curated record
AUGGCUUCAACACAGGAAACAAUGGCUGGUGCAGCGCCCGAGUCAAGGGACAAGACCAUUCCUCAAGACGCGAUGUCUCAAGAUGCGCAGAGUGAUAAUGCUCCCUCUGACGACCAAAUCCGCGACGAAAAGGCUGCUGCAGGACCUACUAAAUGGCAGAAAGUAAAGGCGCAUCUCAUCAAGUUCAAAUGGUGGUAUUUGCUCGGUAUCGUCGUCCUUCUGGCCAUCUUGCUUCCACUGCUCUUCACUGUCAUCAUUCCGGCAAUCGUCCAAAACAUCCUCAAUGGCCAAAAGCUACCCAUCAAUGGCGGCGCUUUGCAAGUCAUCUCCCCAGAUCAAGUAAACAUGAGUAUAAUCACAUCACUGGACACGCCAUUAGCCGCGACUCUGAAGCCUGUUGAUUUGUACCUGUACAACAAGGAGGUACAUCCGAUGGCCUCGUUCCUCACCCUCAAGCUUCCAAACCUUCAUCUCAACCACAACACAGAUGUCACUGUCGUGAACCAGACGAUGAAUGUCACGGACCAGAAGGAGCUUUUGUCUUGGUUCAACGAAUUCUUUGACAAACCCAAAGUCGAGCUCUCGUUGGAGGGUAAGCCUGAGAUUCAUCUCGGGGCAUUGAAGUACCACCGCAGCCUGAAAAAGACAAUUGAGAUCCCUUCUCUGACCUACCUCGAUGGAUUUGCCCUCAAUGAUCUCGACUUCGAUCUGCAGUCAAACCGAACAUCCAAGUACAACAUGAAAGGCCAUCUCAACAUCCCCAACUCCGGUGUUCUCCGUCUUGGCCUCGGGAAUCUGACCUUCAACGUCUUGAUGGGCGAGACAAGAGUCGGGUUGAUCAACAUCUGGGAUCUACAAAUGUGGCCCGGUAACAACACCGUCCCAUUCGAAGGCAACUUCUUCUUUGACGAGUUGGUACCCAAUCUUUCCGAAAUCCUCGACAGUCAAAAGGUCGCGCUGAGCAAGGGCUACCUCGAGUUCUUCGCAACCGGAAACACCACCAUAGCCAAUGGCGAGCACAUCAAGUACAUCGAGGGUGUCUUGAACAAGAAACACAUCAGGUUCACGUUCCCUGUGAUCACGUUGCUUGGUGAUGUCCUUGGUGGUCUGAUGGAUGGUGAUCAAGGUUCUCUGCUGAAUAUCUUCGGCGGUGCUGUUGGAAACACGACCUUGCUUGAGCAUGUUUUGGGUCAUUGGGAUGGAAGCGGCGGGGGAGGUACAGCUGAUAAGGUGGCUAGAGGGUUAUUUGCGAGAGCUAAUGGUGGAAAGUCGAAGUCUUGGAUGUGGAGUUUGAUGAAGUUAGGUCUAACGAGAAAGGGUCUAUGA